Molecule: messenger RNA, 864 nt
Organism: Cyanidioschyzon merolae strain 10D
Lineage: Eukaryota; Rhodophyta; Bangiophyceae; Cyanidiales; Cyanidiaceae
Exons: 1
Coding region: 1-864 (287 amino acids)
Source: RefSeq, a predicted model, not a curated record
AUGCAUCUGCAUCGAUUGCAAGCAUCGCGUUGGAGUGUCAUCGUCAUCUUCGGCGGCGGGGCAGUGUUCAGUGCGUGCAUUGCCGCGCAGGCGCUCAGAGUGCCGCUUUUCGAGGUGCCUUUUGCGGGCGUUUCCAUGGAGAACGCAACUAGCGUCUUCCGUCGUGUUUUCAUCGCACGACAUGGCGAGCGCAUAGACCAUGUGGAUCGCACGUGGGGUGAGCGAGCGACAUAUCCGCAAGACCCACCGCUUACGGACCGAGGUCGCCGUCAAGCACGCGAGCUGGGUGUUUUCCUCCGGUCUGCGGGCAACAUUCGUACGAUUCUGAGCUCGCCGUUUGCGCGAACGCUGGAGACAGCACAUGUUGUUGCGGAAGAGCUCGAGCUGCCUUUGUACGUUGAGCACGGGGCGAGUGAGUGGUUGCACGCCGAGUGGUUCGGGGAACGUGCCCCAGAGCUCACGCCCUUAGCUGAGUGGAAAGCCCAGCUGCCGCGGCUUGACCUGGAGUCGCAUCGGUCUCUCGUCGUGGCUGAGUUUCCAGAGGAUAUUCACCAGAUAACGCAGCGUUGCAGAAAAGCCAUCCAGUUGAUCACGGAAAGGUACAAAGAGGGUGACAUCCUUGUUGUCGGUCACGGCAUUUCUGUUGAGCUCAUGACCAAGGGCCUAUGCGGCAAGCACACCAAGGUGAACUGGGUAGGAUAUUGCGCCGUGUGUGAAUGUGUCUUGGAUGCUCGUAUUGCGGAUACGGGCGCUUCGAGAGACGCUGAUGAGGAACGAACUUCCGAUGUCUGGCGCCUGGCUCGUAAUGCGGACGCGUCAUUCUUGAGCGAACCUGAGGAUCCGCAGCACAUACAUUAUAUUUGA